Marchantia polymorpha subsp. ruderalis is the source of this 2488-nucleotide messenger RNA. The record is from the annotation of a GenBank genome assembly. Lineage: Eukaryota; Viridiplantae; Streptophyta; Marchantiopsida; Marchantiales; Marchantiaceae.
AAGCACCCUCCAGAUCGCUCCCUCUUUUGCAAGAUCCUCCAGAUUGUGAUGAAAUCUGCACCUUAGCAACAAUGCCACUGGAAAUAAAUGGAAUUUGAGAGAGGGCACGGAGUAUCGCACCUCAAGUGACAUGUAUCUGCGAAGCUGCCCUCAUCAGUUUUCUCCGUCGCUGCGGGAAGCUGCCUCCAGAUCCAUUUGAGUUGUCAAGAGGCAAGAAGUGCAACACUUGUGGUUCAUCGGGACGAUCCAUCAAAGUGCAGAUGAGGAUCUCAACUAAAGCUUGUGACUGGGGAGAAGAAGUUGAGGCGAGAAAAGACAUGGUUGGGUUCUUACUCUGCUCUAUCGUGUGUGCAGGAUGAUUGAUAAACUUUAUGCCUCUCAUCAAUCAUUGUUGUAUUCGGAUGAUUUUCCCCGGUGAAAUUUCAUUCUUCUCACUGUCGGUGCUCGCACAUCGUCGAUUCAAAUUUCUGCCACUGCUCACGAAAAUAGACAUUCGCAGAACUGCGUUCAACCUUACAAUAGUCCAACGGUGUCCAUACCACUUUAACUACCACUGCAGUCCAGAGCUUGAUCAUGGCGAGCUCUACUCUUGAAUUCUGCAAACUACUUUUGUCGAGGAGCUAGCAGUAUAGCCAAAAGAAUGCGAAUCUCUUCGCGUGUGGACAAAGCAGAUACUUUUGGCACCUGUGUCGGAAUCUUUCUAGGGUGGGGUGCUCCAAAGUGAUGUUGAAUGCCAGAGGAUGAGAUUCAUUUCGGCGGUAGGUAACGUGUGCAAGAGUUCUGAUAGCGUCCGACAAGAAUAUGUUGUGCAUUGGAUGUCUGCGAUUCGUCACCAGCUCAUUCGAAUGCGGACAUCGCCACGGACGGUCGAUAAGUUAAUUCUAAUGCUCCUUGGCAUUUCAAAUUUUAAAAGAGAAAGGGAAACAAAUAUUUGAACGAGCAUACUCUCGCAUCUAGAACCGAGUUUCCUUGACGUUGCUAAUGGAGCGAUAUUCUGCCAAAUUUUUUAAAAGAUUCUCGUCUAGGAUGCCUUUUGUUAUUUGUAAGAGAAGAAACGCUGAAGAUGAAUUAGAGUGCGCAACACUCUCAUGUUGUGCAGCUUACAUUGACCGCAACGAGUGAGGAUGCACCGUAAAAUUCGCUCGAGCGAUUGAUAUCGUUCGUUGAAUGGAGGAACGAAGGGAGGAAUGUGGAAAAUUUUGAGGCUUGAGCGAUAUGAUGUUGGCUCAUGCGACGCUCGCGAAACUCAAUAACCGACAGUAGAUGACAGGAAAGACGGUGGAGAAAAGGCAUGCGUCAUCAUGCGCGGGGUUCUUUUGUUGUGUAGCACAGACCUACUAGCACCUGAGUGCAAAAAGGGAUUGACAAGCCUUGCGUUCCUUUUUGAUCAGACAUCAGCCUUUCCUGUGGAGACGGUUCCAGUUCAGUUUGCUGGAGUUCGUUUCUGACGGUGAGGUGACGGCAGAUCUCGAAACUAGCUUCAAGAUAGACAUCUUCCGUCAUGCUGACCGCACCGUCGCCACUUUUCCCAUAAUACGGACUAAUAUGCUCAAGGUGCAGCCGGAGGCCAUCAAUUGCUGGACCCUGUCGAGGAUCUCGUUCAGUUUUUCAUCUCUUCCUCUGGCCCGUUGAACUGCAAUGUUUCCCAAUCAUUGGUUUAAAUUUUGCAUGCAAAUCCGCAAUAAUUUGAGUCCUCCUUUACUCCAACAUCUCGAAUUAUUCUUUGCGAGAGUCGGAAGCACUUACCCCAAUUAAUAAAAGGUUUUGAAAUUUGCUCUGGAAUUUUACUCUGCCGGUAACUGCGCCAGCCACUAGUUCUCUGAUUUCUCCCAAAAAAAACUACCUCUACUUGCAGCUACCCUGAAUCUACCGAGAAUUGAGGUGAUAGAAUUCAACUCCUAUGCAUCUUCAGAUCUCGCGGUCUGUGAAUUCUGAAUACCCAUUGAGCAUGGAUCUGUAGGAGGCCAAUUAUGCCUGGUACUCGAUAAUACCCACAGAAGAGAUGUAUCAGAAGGAUGCACAUACUGAGCAGAGCAAUAAAUAUCAUGAAUUAUCUCGAAUCUGCAUGAACUCGUCGCGUACCAUAUGUUUCUAGAUUCUCACUCUAUGGAAUAUUCCUCUUACUAUGGGCAGACUUAUUGCAGUACAGUUCUAUCGAAAAAACAUACUGACCACGUAGGCAUACGUUGUGGAGUAUGGAAAUGCAUGGAGAGUCCGCUGGAGACUGGUCCUCACAGAUUAAGGACUGCCGGCCUUCGCAAAAACUUGCAGGUGCCAUUUCUCAGAAUCCUGUCGAGUACUGAAAUCGAAGCUGCUUGGUACGCCCGUGACGACAUGAUCAUCCUCAUGACUUGAAGACCUGGAUCUACAAAAAGUUUGACGUAUUUCAUCACGUUUGAAUAAAAAGAAAGUGUUGCCAGGAACCGGGACGGCAGCUAGAAGUAGCGGCUGCUUAAACCAAAUCAGUCAGUGUGGCAUUGGGUUUCAG